CAAAGAAUCAGUGUGAGUGCGAGUUUCUUUUCACCUAUUUGAUCGCGCUAACGUUAACUAUGAUUUGCAUGGGAUAGGCACGGGUAAAUUCACACUAGGAAAUUCACACAAUUCAUACUCUGGUAUGUAUUGUAUGAGCCAUGUUAUGCAAUAACCUGUUAACCCACAAAAAUAUGAAUUUUAAGUUAACGCCAUCUAGCUUUUGUAGGCUGUCUCCUGAACCCUUCAAAAAAUGUUGAGGCAUGUACUAAAUUUAUAAAAACGCCAUCUACCAAAAAUAUGUUCCUGCAGUUUGCGGAACUAGUCUUCAACAAUUUUGCAAUAAUCGAUUACAAACCUGUCACGACACGCGCGCUUUUCUUCUGCGACAAUUACUUUUAAAAUUUUGUUUUCAAUAAGGGGCCUUUCAGUGAAAUUUUAUGUAAGUGUAGUAUUGUGUAAUAUUCAUGAAACUGUGGGUUGUGUGAAUUUCAUCAUUUUACAAGAGUUUUUAAGUACCUACUUGUUGCAACAAGGCACAAGGUAUAUAACAUGAACUCUAGGGCACAGAAGCUUGUCGCGAUGGCUCGUGACGAGCAUUUAUGUAAUAAAAACGAUGAAAAAGAAGAAUCUGAAGAAGAAGAAUCUUCCUACAAUGGAGCCGUAACAACUUUAGCACAGUUGAAACAGGAUUUACAUCUUAAGCGUCAUAAUACUGCUUCACGUUCGUUAACUUAUAAACAUUUUGAGCGUGACUUAAGCUAUAAUGAUUUAAAUGUAAGUAAUAUAGAAGAGUCUAUAGAUACUUCUCAGUUAAUACAUCUGGAUGAUUUAGACAUUGUUCCUAACAACCUUUCUAGUAUGUUUAAUGAUUACGAUGACGAAGGAAACGAAAUUAUCGCGGAAAUAGAAGUAGUAACUUCUAAUACUGAUAACGUUGUUCAAGAUUCCAUAGAUAUGUCUGCAACACAACUGACUGAAAAUGAUAAUCAAUCGAACAUUUUAAACUGUAUCGAACAACCACAACCAAUUCGUGAGAAUGUGCAGCAAUUGGAGAGAAAUAAUAUCGGUAGACCCAAGCGCGGAAGAAAAAGAAAAGUAGAAGACCAGCCUAGAAAAGAGCGAAAACGAAGAGCCAAUGUAAACGAAAAGUAUAUCAGUGCGAAAGGAAAAGAAGUAUUACCAAAAGAAUUCGACAGUACAUACCAUUGUGAUUGCAAAAAGAAAUGCACAACGAUCUUGUCAGUUGAUAGCCGGAAACAAGUAUUUGAUCAAUUUUGGUCUCUUGGGUCAUUCGAAGGUCGAUGUGCUUUCAUUUGUGGUAAAGUAACACAAACUCAUAAAGCUAGGACGUAUACUUCGUCAAAUUCAAAGAGAAUAUAUUCACGAAAAUAUAUGCUUUGUGAUACCGAAAUAUGCAAACAAACGUUUUUGAAAACCUUAGGUAUUUGUCAAAGUAGAAUCGAUGUAGCGAUGCAGAAAAAUAAUAGAUCAUCUAAUUUCAAAGACAAUAGAGGAACAGCUAGUGGUGGCAAAAAUAAAAUCAAUGAAGAUGACAUUAAUCUAAUAGUGGGCCAUAUUGAUUCGUUUCCCAAAUAUAUUAGCCAUUAUUGUAGAGGUAAGACUGAUAGUCGUUAUUUGAAUACUGAACUCAACCUAUUAAAAAUGUACGAUUUAUUCAAAGCUAAAUAUCCGACAAAUGAAAACCUACCGAGUCUUGCAACUUAUAAGAAAAUAUUUUAUGAAAAAUUUAACCUCAGAUUUAAAGCCCCAAAAAGUGACACAUGUAAAACUUGUGACACUUUUGCAGCUAACAUAAAAUCAUUAACAGGCACAGAAGCUGAAGAAGCUAAAAAGCAACGAGAUUUGCAUAUUAAUAAAGCAUCAGAGCUUAGAAAGCAAAUGAAUGCAGAUCUGAAUUUGGCGUCAGAGAAAAAUACUGUAGAAACACUUACUUUUGAUAUGCAAAAAACCCAUCCUCUUCCAAAAAUACCUACUAAUAUAGCUUAUUACAAACGGCAGCUAAAUUUGUAUAAUUUAGGGAUUUAUAUAGGAAGUAGCAAACGCUCAAUUUUUAACUUAUGGCUUGAACAUGAAGGUGGAAAGGGUACUCAAGAAGUUGGAUCCUGCUUGCGAAAGUACAUUUUGAAUAACAUAAAAUCCCCAGUAACAGAUCUAAUCUUAUGGGCAGAUUCAUGUGGAGGCCAAAAUCGUAGUAUUAAGUUAGUUCUUAUGUUAAUACAUACCAUGCAACAUCACACAUCUUUACAAUCGAUUACAUUGCGGUUUCUUUUGUCAGGGCAUAGCUUCCUACCAAAUGAUGCCAAUUUUGGUGUUAUAGAAUCUCAGUUGAAAACGCAACAAAGGCUUUACACUCUAGAAGAUUAUGCAGAAAGUAUUCAGAAGUCAAAGAAGAAUAAGAAGUUUGAGGUUUCGAGAAUGAUACCCUCCGAUAUGCUCUCUGUCAGGCCACUAGAACAGGCUAUAACAAAUAGAAAAGUUGACAGUGCCAAAAACAAAGUUAAUUGGUUGAAACUGCAUGAGAUAGUGAUAGAAAAACCAUUUCCCUAUAUUUUGAAAGUCAAAACUGAUAUUGCGCAAGAAGAUGCUCAGAUAGUUAAUCUUGAGAAGGCAGGGAAAGGCCGUAAGCCUGUGCUAAAGAAUAUUAAUUUGCCCGAAUGCUGGCCAAAUGGAAAGUCUUUGAGCGUAGAAAAAUUAAGAGAUCUAAAAGACUUAAUGAAACUGAUACCGAGAGACGCUAAACCAUUUUAUAAUUUCUUAAAACAUACUCCAGGUGUUUCUAUUGAUGAAGAUAUAGAUGGAUAUCAUGUUGAAGAUAUUGAACAGCUAUCAGAGGAUGGAGAAGACUGAUUUCUUAUUUUUGAUUAAUUAUUUACCGCUGUGAUUUCUUAUCGAUCUCAAUUUUGUUGAUUUUUUCAAGUUUAUAAUUAUGUUCGUAAGUUUGCUGCAUUUUUUGUUACCUUGUUCUACUUGUUCCACUGUUGGAAAAACGUCUCCCCCAUUUUCUCAAUGAUUUUUAUUAAUUAACAAUAAUAUGUCAAGGACUUGCAAAACAUUUUAGCACUUAAAAAUGCUCUGGUAAAAUUUUGCAAUAAACUAUUUGGGCUUAUAUGUUUAUUUCAAAAAUCUUAAUAUCUUGAUUGUAAUUUCGCAAUAAACAAUUCAUCAUUAUUUCAUUUAUUUUAAUUUUCCCUGUAACUCUCACUCUAUUAAGCUGUGUUUGAAUCACUAGAACACAUGAUGACCUAUUUAAUAAGUUUUGGAUAAAACCAGAAUAGCUUAUGAGUAUUUUUUGUAGCUGUUAAUUUCUUUGAGCUGAGAUUUCUCCGGUUUAGGUUUUUUAGGAUUGACACGUUAUUGCAUAACAUAGCUCGUACACU
Messenger RNA from Spodoptera frugiperda (fall armyworm), 3380 nucleotides. RefSeq lists its product as uncharacterized. The coding region runs from base 532 to 2850 and encodes 772 amino acids. Lineage: Eukaryota; Metazoa; Arthropoda; Insecta; Lepidoptera; Noctuidae. The record is from RefSeq and is a predicted model, not a curated record. The transcript has 2 exons.